UCAAAUCUCUCUGUGCCCGCUUCCCUGAUGGCUCAACGAUCUGUCAGCAUCAAGUCCACUGGUGGCAGCCGGAGCUUCAGUGCCUCUUCGGCAUCAUUGCUCCCAGGCUGCCGGACCAGCUUCAGCUCUGUGUCUGUGUCCCAGGGAGGGAAGACUGGGAGCCGUCUUGGGGGUGGCUUUGGGACCAGAAGCCUCCACAACUUCAUGGGUGGCAAAAGGAUCUCUGUCAGUGGAGCAUACCGCUCCAGCAGAGCUGGCUAUGGGGGUGCUAGUUGUGGUUUGGGAUAUGGGGGCAUAGGAUACAGGGUUGGAGGGUAUGGGUUUGGAGGUGGAAUGAUGGCAGGAUCUGGUGGCAUCCAUGAAGUUACAGUGAAUCAGAGCCUACUGGCUCCCCUCAACCUGGAGAUUGACCCAUCCCUCCAGAAGGUUCGGAAGGAAGAGAAAGAACAGAUCAAGACUCUCAACAACAAAUUUGCUUCCUUCAUAGAUAAGGUUCGCUUUCUGGAGCAGCAGAAUAAGGUCUUGGAGACCAAAUGGAGCAUCCUCCAGGACCAUAAGACAACCAAAGCCAAUAUUGAACCCCUGUUUGAAGCCUAUAUCAACAACCUAAGGAGGCAGCUGGAGGGCCUGGGUGGGGAAAGAGGGAGGCUGGAAAUUGAACUGAAGAGCAUGCAGGACGUGGUGGAAGACUUCAAAAACAAAUAUGAAGAUGAAAUCAACAGACGCACAGCAGCAGAGAAUGAGUUUGUGGUGCUCAAGAAGGAUGUAGAUGCAGCUUACAUGAACAAGGUGGAGCUGGAAGCCAAGGUUGAUGCCCUGACCGAUGAAAUCAACUUUCUGAGGGCUUUCUAUGAGGCGGAGCUGGCUCAGCUUCAGGCUCAGAUCUCAGAAACAUCAGUGGUCCUUUCUAUGGAUAACAACCGCAACCUAGACCUGGACAGCAUCAUUGCUGAGGUCAAAGCUCAAUAUGAGGACAUCGCCAACCGAAGUCGGGCCGAAGCAGAGUCCUGGUAUCAGUCCAAGUAUGAGGAACUGCAGCUUUCUGCAGGUAGACAUGGAGAUGACCUCCGUACCACCAGAAUGGAGAUCUCUGAAUUGAAUCGGAUGAUCCAGAGGCUGCGUUCUGAGAUUGACAGUUUGAAGAAGCAGUGUGCCACUCUUCAAGCUGCCAUAGCAGAUGCUGAGCAGCGUGGGGAGCUGGCCCUUAAGGAUGCCCGGGCCAAGCUGGCUGAGCUGGAGGAUGCCCUGCAGAAGGCCAAGCAGGACAUGGCCCGCCAGCUGCGCGAGUACCAGGAGCUGAUGAAUGUCAAGCUGUCCCUGGAUAUCGAGAUUGCCACCUACAGGAAGCUGCUGGAGGGAGAGGAGUGCAGACUCACUGGCGAGGGUGUUGGACCUGUGAAUAUAUCUGUGGUCACUUCUAGUGGGGGCACUGGAUAUGGUGGAAACAGUGGCAUCUGUGUGGGCGGAGGUGGCCUCAGCAGCAGCCUCUGCUAUGGAAGUGGUGUUGGAGGCUUCAGCUCCACCAGUGGCCGCAGCAUGGGGAGCAGCAGCUCCAGCAUGCGCAUCAUCUCCAAGACAUCAUCCACUAAGAAAAGCUAUCGGAGCUAA
Trichosurus vulpecula (common brushtail) is the source of this 1608-nucleotide messenger RNA. RefSeq names its product keratin, type II cytoskeletal cochleal-like. The coding region runs from base 28 to 1608 and encodes 526 amino acids. Lineage: Eukaryota; Metazoa; Chordata; Mammalia; Diprotodontia; Phalangeridae. The record is from RefSeq and is a predicted model, not a curated record. The transcript has 9 exons. Gene Ontology annotation, molecular function: structural constituent of skin epidermis. Gene Ontology annotation, cellular component: keratin filament. Gene Ontology annotation, biological process: intermediate filament organization; keratinization.